Gastrolobium bilobum is the source of this 1926-nucleotide messenger RNA. Its product is annotated as transcription factor bHLH112-like. Bases 121 to 1467 code for a protein of 448 amino acids. Gene Ontology annotation, molecular function: protein dimerization activity; DNA-binding transcription factor activity, RNA polymerase II-specific; RNA polymerase II cis-regulatory region sequence-specific DNA binding. Gene Ontology annotation, biological process: regulation of transcription by RNA polymerase II. Gene Ontology annotation, cellular component: nucleus. Lineage: Eukaryota; Viridiplantae; Streptophyta; Magnoliopsida; Fabales; Fabaceae. The transcript is spliced from 7 exons. The record is from RefSeq and is a predicted model, not a curated record.
UAUAUGCCAAUAAGCCUAUAUUGCUAUGUGAUACCAUUUUUAUGUAGCACCUAACUCAAGAAGCAAAGCUCAAAGAUACAAACAAAUCAGCAAUUUCAGAAGAAUAAACACAGCCUUGCCAUGGCUGAAGAGUUUCAAGAUAGGAUUUGUGGUGAAAACUGGUGGAAUAUUGAGUCAACAAGAAGCUGUUCCGUGGCAGCUAACGAUGUAGUAGACUAUAGCACUUGGCAAACAGAUAUCAUGGAUUUGAAGGCAACGAGGUCUUCUGCUGAAGACACUAAUAAUUUGGUUUCUGAUAGUUACAUGGGUUUUGUUGAUGCACAGAAGCCACACAAGAGUGAAUCAGCCAGCGGAAGUGGUAGCAUAUUGAUAGAUUCCACCUUACAAAUGAUGGGUUUUGGCCUUUCAUCUUCAACUACAACGAAUUUGAAUCGGCCUCUGUUUCGUUGCAAUAAUGGAAGGCCAGAGAGCAAUUUCCAUUCCAUGCUUCAAGAAGAAACGGAUAUUAAUUCUUCCAAUUCACAAAUUCAAAGGGAUUGGAGUACUCCAAAGAGCUUCUCCUCUGGUAAUGGAAGCCAAGUUUCCACCAUUGACACUUCCAAGCCAAUGAACCAAGAAUUUUCCUUUGGGUUAUCAGAUCGAGAUUUCCCAAUUGGAUUAGCCUCAUAUGGUUGCCCUUCAACGUUGAAACAAAGCUUACAUGAUCCUGAUCCUCAACCUCAUCCACAACCACAACACUCGCUUUUCACCAACCGUUCCAUGUCCUAUUCAUCUAAAGCAAAUUAUGGGACACCCUCCAAUGAACUAUUGCCAAUAUGGUCUAAAGUCUCUUCCUUUUUGAAGCCUUUACCAAUGGCAAAGCAGCAUCCUAUUGGAUUGCACUUUUCCAACAAUACCCCUUUCUGGAAUCCUUCAGCCGAGGCACUUACCGACAUAAGAGCAGGUGCUUUUGCUCCAUCACAAUCACAAUAUCAAACACCAACUUUUGAAGAGAAACCCAAUUGCUCAAGUACUCUAUUAAACAAGCUCAAGAGUGAAGAAAAAAUGGACUUGGUAUCAAUGGUGAAGAAAAGUGUUUGUGAACCUGAAUCAAAAAGGCCAAGAAUGGAAACUCCAUCCCCAUUGCCAACUUUCAAGGUUCGGAAAGAGAAGCUAGGGGACCGUGUCACUGCUCUUCAGCAAUUGGUAUCACCUUUCGGAAAGACCGACACAGCAUCUGUUCUACACGAGGCCAAUGAGUACAUCAAGUUCCUUCAUGAUCAAGUCAGCGUUUUGAGCAGUCCAUAUAUAAAAAAUGGAGCCCCCAUUCAACAGGGCUGUGAUGAUCUGAGAGAAUCAGAAGGGCCAAAACAAGAUUUAAGAAGCCGAGGGCUGUGCUUGGUUCCGACUUCAAACACAUUUCCGGUGGCUUCAGAAACCACUACUGAUUUCUGGAAACCUACAUUCGGAGGCGCACUCCUAAGGUAAAGGAAAUGAAGAAGCCAAAUAGACUCAGCCAAUGGAAAGUGAUUACGUAUUAUUAAAUGUUUGAACUUGUAAAAGGAGGAAGAACGAAGCAUAUGUGAAGCCGCAGUUGGUGAAGAGAAAAGCUGAAGAAAACAAAAGAGAAAAAGAAGGAAAAGUGAUAAAAGAAACAAAGUGACCAAAGAUGGACAGGGAAUGCUGGGCCAGGCAUGCACAAGCACAAUGAUGUAGGCUAGCAAAUGAUUAUUGACCACUGGAAAGAGAAAGUAUAUAACAGAGGUAGGAACAAGUACUAAAUUCAGUGAAAUUUGAUAUAAAGAUUAAUAACCACAAAUGUUAGUAAAUUAAGGUCGGUGGCGGGGGUAGGAACUAGCUGUACUAAAUUCAGUGACAUUUGACAAUAUUAGAUUAUAGAUAAUUUGUUGUUGUUGUUAGAGAAAAUAUAUGGCAGAGUUUAGCGGA